AUGCUCCAACUCUGCCAGGACACAGAUCCAUAAGGUCAGCCCUGCACCCUGAGCAGCUCAGGGRAAGGAGUCACACAAGCAGCGCCUCACAUUCUGUCCUCUUCUGCUCUGGAUAGAUGGCUCCAUAAGGUGGCUGUGGAGGAUGGAGCAUCCAUGAGAGCCACUCUUCUGCUGCUCUGGCUCGAAGUGUCUCUGUCCCCUUCUAGCCUCUCCCAAGCUGGGCCCACCCAACAUCUCAGUUCCCCAGAAGUGGUGAUCCCCUUGAAGGUGACCAGCAGAGGCAGAGGUGCAAAGACUCCAGGAUGGCUUUCCUACAGCCUGCUAUUUGGGGGCCAGAAACACAUUGUGCACAUUAGGGUCAAGAAACUAUUAGUUUCUGCACAUCUUCCUGUGCUCACCUACACAGAGCAGCAUGCCCUCCUGGAAGAUCAYCCCUUCGUCCCAGAUGACUGUUACUAUCAUGGUUAUGUGGAGGGGGCCCCCGAGUCUCUGGUUGUUUUCAGUACCUGUUUUGGGGGUUUUCGGGGAGUGUUACAAAUAAAUGACCUCACUUAUGAAAUUGAACCCAUUAGGCACUCUGCCACAUUUGAACACCUGGUUUAUAGAUUACACAGUAACGAGACACAAUUUUCACCCACGAGCUGUGGUUUAACGGAGAAGGAAAUAGCACGUCAACAACUAGAAUUUGAAGUGAUUGAGAGCUCAGAUUGGAAACAAAAUUCUACUAGGGACUGGUGGACCCACACAUGGUUUCUGGAGCUGGUGGUAGUGAUAGAUCAUGAUUUCUUCGUUUACUCUCAAAGCAACUUGUCAAAGGUGCAAGAGGAUGUAGUUCUUAUUGUCAAUUUAGUGGAUUCCUUAUAUCAGCAGUUGAGCACUUAUGUAAUUUUGGUUGGGAUUGAGAUUUGGAAUCAAAGAAAUGCUUUCCCAAUGGUAAACAUAGAACAGGUUUUAGAAGAUUUUUCUCAGUGGAAACAAGUCAGUCUUUCCCAGCUACAGCAUGAUGCUGCACAUAUUUUCAUUAAAAAUGCACAUAUAAGUAUACUUGGUCUAGCCUAUGUUGCAGGAAUAUGUCGUCCUCCUAUUGAUUGUGGAGUUGAUAAUUUCCAAGAAGACCCCUGGUCUCUUUUUGCUAAUACUGUGGCCCAUGAAUUAGGUCAUACUUUGGGUAUGUAUCAUGAUGAGGAUUUCUGUUUUUGUGGGGAAAAAGGCUGCCUUAUGAGUACUUUCAGAGUACCAGCAGAGAGAUUUACCAAUUGCAGUUAUGUUGAUUUUAUGAAGACCACAUUAAACCAAGGAUCAUGUCUGCACAACCAUCCAAAGCCAGGGGAAAUAUUUUUGCUGAAGCGCUGUGGAAAUGGUGCAGUUGAAAGAGAAGAGGAAUGUGAUUGUGGAUCCAUACGUCAGUGUGAGCAAGAUCCUUGUUGUCUGUUGAACUGCACCCUGAGGCCAGGUGCUGCUUGUGCUUCUGGACUUUGUUGCAAAGACUGCAAAUUCGUACCAUCAGGGGAAAUCUGUAGACAACAGGUCAAUGAAUGUGACCUCCCAGAGUGGUGUAAUGGGUCAUCCCAUCAGUGCCCAGAAGAUGGGUAUGUACAGGAUGGGAUCCCUUGUAGUGAAAGUGCCUACUGCUAUCAAAAGAGAUGUCAUAACCAUGACCAACAGUGCAAGGAAAUUUUUGGCCAAGGUGCAAAGAGUGCAUCUCAGAAUUGCUACCAAAAAAUCAACUCCCAAGGAAACCAGUUUGGCCACUGUGGUAUAAAUGGCACAGUGUACCUAAAAUGUAACAUGUCUGACAUCUUUUGUGGGAGAGUUCAGUGUGAAGAUGUGGAAGACAUUCCCCAUCUCCAAGAUCAUUAUGUUUUGCAGCACACUCGCAUCAAUGGUGUCACCUGCUGGAGUUCUGUCCAUCAUUUAGGGAUGGACUUACCUGACAUUGGGGAAGUAAAAGAUGGCACUGCCUGUGGAACAGGAAAGAUCUGUAUCGACAAAAAGUGUGUUAGUUUGUCUGUCUUGUCACAAGACUGCCUUCCUGAGACCUGCAAUAUGAAGGGGAUCUGUAAUAACAAACAUCACUGCCACUGUGGUUAUGGGUGGUCCCCACCCGAUUGUCUGCACAGAGGCUACGGAGGUAGUGUUGACAGUGGCCCACCCUUAGGAAAAAAAAUAGYUUUAUUACCAGGAAUCGUGAUUUUUUUAUUGUCUGUUUUGAUUUUUCUGUUGACUAUUGGGCUUUAUGGAUAUCCUCGAAUGCAUUCUAGUCCCAAGGAGACCAAAACGCACUCACCAAGUUAA
Messenger RNA from Urocitellus parryii (Arctic ground squirrel), 2295 nucleotides. RefSeq names its product ADAM metallopeptidase domain 21 (gene Adam21). The record is from RefSeq and is a predicted model, not a curated record. Gene Ontology annotation, biological process: proteolysis; male gonad development. Gene Ontology annotation, molecular function: metalloendopeptidase activity. Gene Ontology annotation, cellular component: sperm head plasma membrane; external side of plasma membrane; plasma membrane. Lineage: Eukaryota; Metazoa; Chordata; Mammalia; Rodentia; Sciuridae.